AUGCACUUCCUCAUCCCCGUCAUCGUUUUCGUCACCGCCAACAUCUGGGGGCUGUACAGCAGCAUCCCAUUCACCAACAUCGACCCUGCCCGUUCCAUCUGGAACCGUGCCAUCGGGGGAGUUCAACUGGCCAGCACCGUCUACACCCUGGACCAGCUCCCUCGCCUCCUCGACGAACAAGCCAUCACACACCAGCUCAUCCAAGGCUAUCUAGGUGGCUGGAAUGCCACCCUGGUGUCCGAAACGGAGUCAGCAAUGACGCUCAGUGCUGGUCACCGACCAUUGACUGCUCCGUUGACCGUUACUGACGGCUUGUUCCCUCCGCUCCCCUCGUCAACAGAGACGCCCUUCGACUUGCGCGAGACAGAGACAGAGACGUCCGCGCCCCAACCCACCCCCGUCGACGCAUUCGCCCAGGUCCUGGUGACCGUGAUCUUCGCCCUGGCCAUCUGGAUUGUGCUCAAGCAAAAUGACCACACCAGACAGCUGACAAGCGCCCUCGAAGAGAUCGGUAAGGUACAGAAGUACCAAGAAGCCGCCUGGAACGGGCUCGUUGAAAACCACGACACCCUCACAUACUUGGUGUCGGUUGCCAACGACCUGCGAACUGCCCCGGUUUAUAACCGGCCGGUUGAGGAAGUGGUGGAUGCUGAAGGCAGCGCCACUUCCUCCGACGCAAGCUCUGCCGUCGUCAUCCAGAGCUUGCAGGAUGUGCUGGCCAGCCUCGAUACGCUGCGCCAAACCAUCUACCGGAGUACGGGCGUGUGGGAAGGGCUCUCUGAGCGGUUGGAGGUCUUCCAAUCGGGUUCGCAAGACACCCAGCCAACUGAGACCAGCGGCGACGACCCGAUUGGAGCCUCGUCGGGAGGGUUGGCCCAAGAUGGGUGA
Messenger RNA from Penicillium cataractarum, 888 nucleotides. RefSeq lists its product as uncharacterized. The record is from RefSeq and is a predicted model, not a curated record. Bases 1 to 888 code for a protein of 295 amino acids. NCBI's taxonomy places the organism in Eukaryota, Fungi, Ascomycota, Eurotiomycetes, Eurotiales, Aspergillaceae. The transcript has a single exon.